UGGAGAAUAUGGAGAGUAAGAGGACUGAGGGGGGGGUGUUUGUUUUGCGUACCAGUCAGUGCAGUGUGUGAAAUGUGAACUGAGGAGAGUGAGAGUGUGUGUGUGUGUGUGUGUGUGUAGGGGAGGAUCCUUCCUCUCUUAAAGCCGGUCAGAAACAGAGAGAUCAGCAGAGCGGAGAGUGAGAGGCACUGAGGAGGGAACACACACACACACACACUCCUACUGACUCUUAAACACACACACACACACACACACAUACACACACACACAAACACACACUGAUACAGACAAAGACAAGUGGCCUAUUGUACACACACACACACACGCACACACACAUACACACACACACACACACACAUACACACACACAGUUACACUCACACUUUGCGGGACUCUGGAUUGACCACUGGAGGAUACAUCUGUAAGGACUCUGUUUCCCAUCAUGCACCAGCGGAGCCUCUUAGAGCUCCAGGGGGUCUGCACCCUGCAGGGGGUCUCGACCCGAAGGACUACCCAGGACCGAGGCCGGUGGGGCUCCAGGUUGAGGAGGGGGGCCGGGCGCCGCUACCUCCGCCCGCCCCGGGGAGCUCCUGUGUGGGCAUGGCUCCUGCUGGGGGCCCUGGUGGUCCCCGGAGCCUGGAGCUUUCUGAGCGAGGAGCAGGAGGAGCUGCUGGUGGAGCUGCACAACCACUACAGAGGACAGGUUUCUCCCAGCGCCUCCGCCAUGCUGCCGCUGAGAUGGGACCCGGGCCUGAAGGUGAUCGCGGAGGGCUACGCAGCUAAAUGCACCUGGAGCCACAAUCCAGAACUGGAGGAUACCGGAGAGAAUCUGUUCGCCGGCACCGGGUCCCUGGACCUGCGAGAGGCCCUGGAGAAAUGGUUUCUGGAACAUCUGGACUACAACUUCCAAAACAACAGCUGUGAAGAAGACAAGAUGUGUGGACACUACACACAGAUGGUGUGGGCAGACACACACAGAGUCGGCUGUGCCUUCCAUCUCUGUAACGACAUGAAGGGUUUGGGCUGGGAGAGAGUCUCCUACCUCGUCUGCAACUACUACCCUGCAGGGAACUACGAAGGCGAGAGGCCGUACGUAGAAGGUGACUGGUGCUCCCAGUGUCCCGAAAACCUGCAGGAAUGUGAAAACAACCUCUGCGUUGCUGACACGGUGGAUGAGGAGGAAGAGGAGGAGGAGGAGGAUGAAGACGAGGAGGAAAGAGUUGUUCUUCUUCCAACAAUAUCCGAUCUCUCCCCCCAGCCUGAAGAGGAGGAAGAGGAGGAAAAGGUUACUCCUCCUCCUGCAACUACUGACUCUUAUGUCCAGCCUGAGACCACCACCUCGUCCUCCUCCUCUGCAGAGGACUCUGAGGACACCCAACCUCCAGACACACCUGCCCCGGACACCCAGCCUCCAGGGGUCCCUCCAACGGCACAGGGAGAGGAGGAUGUGGUUGAAGAAAAGAUGGAGGAGAAAGAGGAGAAGGAGACAAAGGAGGAGAGGGAGGAGCGGGAGGAGAAGAUGAAGGAGGAGGAGGAGGAGAAGAGAAAGGAAACAACAGAUAAGAUGGAGGGAAAGGGCGGGAGAGAGACGUAACACGAGAAAUAUUCCUGAUCAAGAAAGACCAGACUGCCAGCGCUGCUUCAGUGUCCUCUCCCGCCCGUCCUGUUAGCCUGUCUGACUGCCGUCCUCACUCUGAGGCUGUGAGGAGGACGAGGAGGACGAGGAGGAGACACCUCACCUCACCGUCCUGCGUUGACUGCACAUCACCUUGAUAACCGGCCCCGUGGUAACACCCCCCCCCCCCCCCCCCCCCCCGCGAAAUAUAGGUCAAUUAAUGAUUCAGACUCAUCAAAAACAGCUGCCACGUUCUCAACAUCUGCACGGCGUCUCAACCCACAUCUGGGUCACAUAACGUGUGCAUAACC
Molecule: messenger RNA, 1926 nt
Organism: Plectropomus leopardus (leopard coralgrouper)
Lineage: Eukaryota; Metazoa; Chordata; Actinopteri; Perciformes; Serranidae
Source: RefSeq, a predicted model, not a curated record